ACAAUGGAUGGAAUGGCGUAUCGGUCAUUGUUUACAUUAACUCCCAAAUCAUUGCUAGGCAUUCGGAGCACAUACAAAGAGUACAUCUAAUCAAACGUCUAUUGGAGGCGACAUGACAGGUAACCUCUGGAAUCUGAGACAAUGAACAGUAGAAUAAACAAUAACAACAAACGUGUACACUUUGUUUUCUUGGAUGUGUGUACGAUAACAUGAGAGCGGGCGCCGAGCGCGCGGCUGAGCCCCGCCAGUCGGCACCGCGCGCGCGCCUCGCCACCAUCUCACCACCGCUCCUUGUCACACGCCAUUGCUUCGCCACCAUUCGCCAUCGCCUCGCCAUCGCCUUGCCUCGGCGCAGACAAAGUACAACUCAGAUCCAGCUCAGUGCUACGGAGUUCGAGGAACACGUUGAAAUGGACCGCACGCAACUAAGAUGAAGUCUUCGAAGUGUGAUCAAUGAAAAUAGUUUUAUAUCGAAAGAUCGGAGCAGAUAUUAAAAAAUGCCAUGAGCUCAGUCGGUAAUAUAACCGAUGACCUGUGCAAGAUAUGUGACGGCAGGAUAGAAUGCGCGCCGACGGCGAUCCUGCUGAUCUCGCUAGUGCACACCCUGUACGGCUACAUCGGACCCGAACCCGACUACUUCGGCAGGAGCAACCCCCCGCACGCCGCGCCCCCCGGUCGCCCCGCACCCCCGCUCCCACCCGCGCCUUCCGCCACCGACGACAAGUACAGAGCUUUCGCUAAGCACAAAUUCCUCGAGGAGAGCAGCAAGAACUACGAGGAAGGCCCCGACGUGGUGGUGACCGAGCGCGAACUGGAGUACGACUUCGUAGUGGUGGGCGGCGGCACGGCAGGCUGCGUAGUCGCCAGCCGCCUCUCCGAGAACAGGAAAUGGAGAGUUCUGGUAGUGGAGGCCGGGCCGGAGGAACCCAAAAUGGCGCUAAUUCCGGGGCUGACCAGUGAAUUCAAAGGGUCAUCGGUGGACUGGCAAUAUGCAAUGAGACCGAAAAAAGGAUUUUGCCAGAACCGUCACGAGAUGGGGUGUGAGGUGGUGCAGGGCCGCGUGUUGGGCGGCACCUCCGCCAUUAACGACAUGGCUUACAUGCGCGGUAGCCCCGCUGACUACGACGAGUGGAUGCUUAGCGGCAACGAGGGCUGGAGCUUCAGCCAGUUGCUGCCCUACUUUAAAUAUUCAGAGGGCAACUAUGACAAAGAUAUUGCCAAAAAUAGGUUUUUUCAUUCCACUCAAGGCCCUCUGGACGUUGGCAGAUAUCCGUAUGUGGACGAUAACGUCGAUGUCCUCUUAAGCGCCUUCAAUGAGCUCGGCUUUAACUACACAGACAUUAACGGCCGGAACCAGCUGGGAUUCAUGCGGAUACAGACCAUGUCGUACUUUGGCGAGAGAGUGAGCUCGUAUACUGCCUUCAUAGACCCCAUCCGCAAGCUGCGCUCGAACAUCGACAUCGAGACGGAGGCGCUCGUCACCAGUGUUUUAUUUAAGGACACCCGAGGAGCUGUUCGAGCUAUAGGUGUAGAUUACAUUAAGAAUGGUACAAAGACGAGAGUUAAAGCGAAAAAGGAAGUCAUCUUGUGUGCCGGUACGAUUAACACGGCGAAACUUUUGAUGCAGUCCGGCAUCGGCCCUAAAGACUAUUUGGAAUAUUUAAAUAUUAAAGUGUACAACGACUUGCCGGUCGGAGGAAACUUCCAUGACCAUCUAUCCGUGUGUUUGCCGGUCAUCAAGCUCACUAAAACGGCCACCACAUCUAGAUUUUCGGAAAAGCUUAAAGAUAUAUCGUCAUAUUACGCGAAAGGCUCGGGACCCCUAUCGGCUAAUUUCCAGGUGGUAGCAUUUUUGGAAACCUCCCUAUCCGAUAUAAUUGGCACGCCCGACAUUGAAGUUAGAUUUCGUGGACACGACUCUAACAUGUACUACGAUAGAAUAGAUAUUUGUGUUUCCCUUCUGACACCGAAAAGCCGAGGACAAGUAGUUCUCAACGCGACGGAUCCCGUUUUUGGUAAACCCUUAAUCUAUCCGAAUUUCCUAAAAGAGCAAUCGGAUGAGAAAAAAUUGUUAGAAGGAAUACAUGAAAUAGUUAAACUAUUCGAUACAGAAGUAUUCAAGACCGCCUCCUUCGAGUUCGAUCCUCUUCCGAUAUUAAACAAUGAAUGCAAAAAUUAUGAAAAAGUGUCUGAGGAUUUUUGGGCUUGCAUAAUAAGACACUUUUCAAGUCCAUUGCAUAAUUAUGUCGGGACUUGCAAAAUGGGCUCCUCCAAGGACCCCGAGUCGGUAGUCGAUAAUAAUCUAAAAGUUUACGGGAUAGCGAAUUUGAGAAUAGUCGAUGGAUCCGUUAUACCGAAGAUAACUCGAGGGUCCACGGCGGCACCUAUUAUAAUGAUAGCUGAAAAGGCGAGUGAUUUAAUAAAAACUACUUGGUAUUAAAUAUUACUUUUAUUUACUAACUUAAAGAUAUAUCUCGAUGUCACCUUCUGCUA
Messenger RNA from Papilio polytes (common Mormon), 2493 nucleotides. RefSeq names its product glucose dehydrogenase [FAD, quinone]-like. The transcript has 3 exons. The coding region runs from base 503 to 2440 and encodes 645 amino acids. Lineage: Eukaryota; Metazoa; Arthropoda; Insecta; Lepidoptera; Papilionidae. The record is from RefSeq and is a predicted model, not a curated record. Gene Ontology annotation, molecular function: flavin adenine dinucleotide binding; oxidoreductase activity, acting on CH-OH group of donors.